Naegleria lovaniensis is the source of this 1209-nucleotide messenger RNA. RefSeq lists its product as uncharacterized. NCBI's taxonomy places the organism in Eukaryota, Heterolobosea, Eutetramitea, Acrasida, Naegleriidae. The record is from RefSeq and is a predicted model, not a curated record. The transcript is spliced from 2 exons. Bases 1 to 1209 code for a protein of 402 amino acids.
AUGUUAUCAUCAUCAGUGUCAGGUCAAGAACGUAUUGAAGAUCAAAACAAGGAUAUUAUGUAUUCAACAGCUUUCCUUAAAUCGGGAAAUCCUUCGACUGCAUCAUCAAGUGCUCCUCCCGUUAACUACUACACCACCAUCCAAGAAGAAAAGGCCAAAUCCGAACAGUCAGUCGUUGAUUCAUCCAGAACUACAUCACAAGAGCCACUAUUUGCUUCAAGCAUGUCAUCGGCUCAUGAUGCACCCAUCACAUUUUCUUUCAAUUCCCCACCUAGCGAAGAACCUAUGUCAACACCGUCAUCUUCAAAGCGAGAAUCACGUCUUUUUUCAGCAUCUACCACACCACAAACACCAUCCAAGAAGAGAGUAUUUACAGAGAAGGAAAUUGAGGACUUGGAUAUGAAAUACAAGCAAGAAUUGGCCGAAAUGAUGCAAGAUGAAGAUCCAAGUCAACAUUUUAAGUCACCAUCAACUCUCUCCAAACAAGAAUCUCAUACUAAUGGUCAAUUAUCGGAAAGUGAUGAGCCAUUCUUUCUGUCACUCAAGAAUCUCCUGAGACAUGAGGAAAAGAUUGAAUCAUUAACAAAAGCGAACAGAAAAUAUCAAGAUGUGAUCAAGAAAAAGAGUGAAAAGAUUAGUCUCCUUCAACAUCAACUCUCCACAAUGGUAAAACAAAUGGAGAAGUAUGAACAGUCAUUGAGGCAACGAGUCACCUCUUCACCACCAUCGCAUUCCAUUGUAUCUCCUCCACCUCCCUCUUCGAAAUCAUCAACAGUUGCAAGCUCUCCUGCCGCCUCAUCGUCCACCGAUGCAACUGCUUCUUUGAGCGAGCCAUUACCUCCAAUUUUGGCUCCAAAACCAAAGAAGAGAAAAACCGAGAGUGACUCAUCUGCGGAAGGAAAGAGCUCAUCCUCUGAAGGAAAGAUUGUAAAAUCACGAUCGAAUGUUGUCUUUAAGGUGAAACCAUCCGAUUGUGUCAACUAUAAUGGGGCAACAUAUAUUCUUGCACGAGCGUUUGAAGAUAAAUACAAGCUUAAGAAAAUGCUGAACUCGUACCAAACACAAACCGGUGAGAAUCCUCAAUUGUUUUUACGAGAUGAAGAAUUUAAAAAGCUUAAAUCAGAGAAUCCUGAUAAUUUGAGCGUUUUUGCAUACAGAACCUCGUUGUAUACCAUGGACUUUGUUAACUUUUACAUUUCUAAUCAGUAG